Rotaria sordida is the source of this 621-nucleotide messenger RNA. Lineage: Eukaryota; Metazoa; Rotifera; Eurotatoria; Philodinida; Philodinidae. The record is from the annotation of a GenBank genome assembly.
AUGAUUUUUGGUAUUUUACCAUGUAUUUUUCAAUUUACAAUGUUUUUAGGUUUAAAAUUACGUAAUCAUAAUGCUCUCUUUAUAUAUUCAACGAAACUUUUAACAAUUGUACAUUUUUGCACAUUUAUUUAUUUUUUAUAUGUAACUCAAACAUUAACAAAUAAUAUUCGAUACGAUCUUGAAAAAGAUAUUUUUACUAAUCAUACUAAAUUGAAAUAUAAUAUGCAAAUAAAAAUUUACAAAUGUUGUCAGUUAGAUAGAUCAUCAUUAGAUAAAACUUUUUCAUAUUUUCAACAACAUUAUCCUAAUCAUUGUCAGAAAAAAAAUCAGGAUAAUAAUAAAGCAUGUUGGCCAUUAUUUCAAUUAAUGUCACUUCUAACGAAAAUAAUCUAUUGGUUAACAUGGUUUUUCCUAAGUAUUCUACUUAUUAUUGCUUGGAUUUAUUAUCACCGACUAGGAAAAUUGAGUGAGCAAUCACAUAUACCAUCAAGAAAAACUUUACAACAAUUAUAUAGUGAAAUUCUUUUGAAAAAUCGUCCAUUUAAAAUGUUUUUGAGACAAAAUAACAACAUGCAAAUAAAUACAAUAACAAAUGAGAAUAUUGUGAAAGCAUCGACAUGA